UCGGCUGGGCUCGCUGCUAAACGCGCCUCCAUCCCUCUUCUCCUCCCUCCUCUCCUCCCUCCCUCUUUUUCUCCUCUCUCUCGCCCGGCUCUCCUCCUCCUCCCUAACUCACUGGAUAUUACCAGCCGCCGGGCUCGCCGCCUCGUCUCCCCCAGCCAUGAAUCCCAGCGAAGGGGCGGCGGAGGAAGGCGCUGUCCCCGACUCCGAGGUGGAUGCUUUCUUCCGAACAGGUUCAUUCCGAAAUGAUGGCUUAAAAGCUGCUGAUGUCCUUCCUAUACUAAAGGAGAAAGUGGCCUUCGUGUCAGGUGGCCGUGAUAAACGAGGUGGUCCUGUCUUGACCUUCCCAGCCCGCAGCAAUCAUGACAGAAUAAGGCAGGAAGACCUUCGGAAACUUGUGACUUAUUUGGCCAGUGUGCCAAGUGAAGAUGUCUGUAAACGAGGAUUCACUGUUAUUAUCGAUAUGCGGGGAUCAAAAUGGGAUUUGAUCAAACCUCUCCUGAAGACCCUUCAAGAAGCCUUUCCUGCCGAGAUUCACGUUGCCCUGAUUAUAAAACCUGAUAAUUUCUGGCAGAAGCAGAAAACGAACUUCGGCAGUUCCAAGUUCAUCUUUGAGACAAGUAUGGUAUCUGUUGAAGGCCUGGCAAAACUCGUAGAUCCUUCUCAACUGACAGAUGAGUUUGAAGGAUCCUUGGAUUACAACCACGAUGAAUGGAUAGAGUUGCGUGUCUCCUUAGAAGAAUUUUUCAACAGUGCCAUUCAUCUAUUAUCAAGACUGGAGGACCUCCAGGAAAUGUUGGCUAGGAAGGAGUUCCCAGUUGAUGUGGAGGGCUCAAGGAGGCUGAUUGAUGAGCACACACAGCUUAAGAAAAAAGUGAUUAAAGCUCCUGUGGAAGAACUGGAUCGUGAGGGUCAGAGGUUAUUACAAUGCAUAAGAUGCAGUGAUGGUUUUUCUGGUAGGAACUGCAUUCCUGGAAGUGCAGACUUUCAAAGUCUUGUGCCAAAGAUCACCAGCCUUUUAGACAAGCUGCAUUCUACCCGACAACACUUGCAUCAGAUGUGGCAUGUCCGCAAGCUGAAACUGGACCAGUGCUUUCAACUUCGGCUUUUUGAGCAAGAUGCUGAGAAGAUGUUCGACUGGAUCAGCCACAACAAAGAAUUGUUCCUGCAGAGCCACACGGAGAUCGGCGUGAGCUACCAACAUGCCCUUGACCUACAGACGCAGCACAAUCACUUUGCCAUGAAUUCAAUGAACGCCUAUGUCAAUAUCAAUCGGAUCAUGUCUGUUGCAUCCAGGCUUUCUGAGGCAGGCCAUUAUGCAUCCCAGCAAAUUAAACAAAUUUCUACCCAGCUGGAUCAAGAGUGGAAGAGUUUUGCUGCAGCCCUGGAUGAGCGCAGCACUAUCUUAGCCAUGUCUGCUGUCUUCCACCAGAAAGCUGAACAGUUCCUUUCAGGUGUGGAUGCCUGGUGUAAAAUGUGUAGUGAAGGAGGGCUCCCCUCUGAGAUGCAAGACCUGGAACUGGCCAUCCAUCACCAUCAGACCCUGUAUGAGCAAGUAACACAGGCAUACACCGAGGUGAGCCAGGAUGGGAAAGCCUUGUUGGAUGUCCUACAGCGUCCCUUGAGCCCUGGGAACUCUGAAUCCCUUACUGCUACUGCAAACUACUCCAAGGCUGUUCACCAGGUGUUGGAUGUGGUACAUGAAGUCCUGCAUCACCAGCGGCGCCUAGAGAGCAUCUGGCAACACCGAAAAGUCCGGCUACAUCAAAGGCUGCAACUCUGUGUUUUCCAGCAGGAUGUUCAACAGGUACUGGACUGGAUUGAAAAUCAUGGGGAAGCCUUUCUGAGUAAACACACAGGAGUUGGGAAGUCUCUACAUAGAGCACGUGCACUGCAGAAAAGACACGAUGAUUUUGAAGAGGUAGCACAGAAUACGUACACCAAUGCAGACAAGCUUUUAGAGGCUGCAGAGCAGCUGGCUCAGACUGGGGAAUGUGACCCUGAAGAGAUCUAUAAAGCAGCCCGGCAUCUGGAAGUACGGAUUCAGGACUUUGUCCGGAGGGUGGAACAGAGGAAACUUCUCUUGGACAUGUCAGUCUCCUUCCAUACCCACACCAAAGAGCUGUGGACAUGGAUGGAAGAUCUGCAGAAGGAGCUCUUAGAGGAUGUCUGUGCUGACUCCGUGGAUGCGGUUCAGGAGCUCAUCAAGCAGUUUCAGCAGCAGCAAACAGCCACCUUGGAUGCUACCCUCAAUGUUAUUAAAGAAGGGGAAGAUCUAAUCCAACAGCUCAGGGACUCAGCUGUUUCCAACAAUAAGACUCCACACAAUAGCUCCAUCAGCCACAUCGAAUCUGUACUUCAGCAGCUCGACGAGGCCCAGGUACAGAUGGAAGAGCUCUUCCAUGAGAGGAAGAUUAAGCUAGAUAUUUUUCUUCAGCUCCGGAUUUUUGAACAGUACACCAUUGAGGUUACAGCAGAGUUAGAUGCCUGGAAUGAAGAUCUGCUGAGACAAAUGAAUGAUUUCAAUACUGAAGACCUCACUCUGGCUGAGCAACGUUUGCAGCGUCACACUGAGCGGAAAUUGGCCAUGAACAACAUGACCUUUGAAGUCAUCCAACAAGGGCAAGAUUUACACCAGUACAUCAUGGAGGUCCAGGCUUCAGGCAUUGAGCUGAUCUGUGAAAAGGAUAUUGAUCUUGCAACACAAGUUCAAGAGCUGCUGGAAUUCCUUCACGAGAAACAGCAUGAGCUGGAGCUUAAUGCUGACCAGACUCACAAGAGGUUAGAGCAGUGCCUACAGCUUCGGCACCUACAGGCUGAGGUCAAGCAGGUGCUUGGCUGGAUCCGGAAUGGUGAAUCAAUGCUGAAUGCAAGCCUUGUCAAUGCAAGCUCCCUCUCUGAAGCUGAGCAGCUCCAGCGAGAGCACGAACAAUUUCAGCUGGCCAUAGAGUCCCUGUUUCAUGCCACUUCCUUACAGAAGACACACCAGAGUGCCCUGCAGGUCCAGCAGAAAGCCGAAGUGCUGCUGCAGGCUGGGCAUUAUGAUGCCGAUGCCAUCAGAGAAUGUGCUGAAAAGGUGGCCCUGCACUGGCAACAGCUGAUGCUGAAGAUGGAGGACAGACUCAAACUGGUCAAUGCUUCGGUGGCCUUCUAUAAAACCUCUGAGCAGGUGUGCAGUGUAUUAGAGAGCCUGGAGCAAGAAUACAGACGGGAUGAAGACUGGUGUGGAGGUCGAGAUAAACUUGGACCAGCAGCUGAGAUAGACCAUGUCAUCCCGCUGAUCAGCAAACAUCUGGAGCAGAAGGAGGCUUUUCUCAAGGCCUGCACUCUGGCACGAAGAAACGCCGAGGUGUUCCUCAAGUACAUCCACAGGAACAAUGUUAGCAUGCCUGGAGUAGCAAGCCAUACCAGGGGGCCUGAGCAGCAAGUGAAAGCCAUUCUGAGCGAGUUGCUGCAGAGGGAGAACCGGGUCCUUCACUUCUGGACCCUAAAAAAGCGACGAUUAGACCAGUGCCAACAAUAUGUUGUCUUCGAGCGUAGUGCCAAGCAGGCCUUAGACUGGAUCCAAGAAACAGGCGAAUAUUACCUCUCUACUCACAACUCCACAGGGGAAUCGGCCGAGGAAACUCAGGAACUCCUGAAGGAAUAUGGGGAAUUCAGAGUACCUGCAAAGCAAACAAAGGAGAAAGUGAAGCUCCUCAUCCAGCUGGCUGACAGCUUUGUAGAAAAAGGACAUAUGCACGCCACUGAAAUCAGGAAGUGGGUCACCACUGUUGACAAACGCUACCGUGACUUCUCUCUCAGAAUGGGAAAAUACCGCUACUCCCUGGAAAAAGCCCUUGGAAUCAAUACAGAGGAUAACAAGGACCUAGAGCUAGAUAUUAUUCCAGCAAGUCUUUCAGACCGGGAGGUAAAGCUGCGAGAUGCAAAUCAUGAAGUCAAUGAAGAAAAAAGAAAAUCAGCCAGAAAGAAAGAAUUCAUUAUGGCUGAGCUGCUUCAGACAGAAAAAGCUUAUGUCAGGGAUUUACAUGAAUGUUUAGAGACUUACCUUUGGGAAAUGACAAGUGGAGUGGAAGAAAUACCCGCUGGGAUUCUUAAUAAAGAACACAUCAUCUUUGGCAAUAUUCAGGAGAUAUAUGACUUUCAUAACAACAUUUUUCUGAAAGAACUCGAGAAAUAUGAACAACUGCCUGAGGAUGUGGGCCAUUGCUUCGUCACCUGGGCAGAUAAAUUUCAGAUGUAUGUCACCUACUGCAAAAACAAGCCUGACUCCAGCCAGCUCAUCCUGGAGCACGCAGGGACUUUCUUUGAUGAAAUUCAGCAAAGGCAUGGUCUGGCGAAUUCUAUCUCUUCUUAUUUAAUCAAGCCUGUCCAGAGGAUCACAAAAUACCAACUCCUACUGAAGGAACUGCUAACCUGCUGUGAGGAAGGCAAAGGGGAGCUCAAAGAUGGUCUGGAAGUGAUGCUCAGUGUCCCCAAGAAGGCCAACGAUGCAAUGCAUGUCAGCAUGCUGGAAGGGUUUGAUGAGAACCUGGAUGUCCAGGGAGAGCUGAUCCUUCAGGAUUCCUUCCAAGUGUGGGAUCCCAAGUCUUUAAUUCGGAAAGGCCGUGAGAGGCAUUUGUUUCUCUUUGAAAUCUCUUUGGUGUUUAGCAAAGAAAUCAAAGAUUCUUCAGGACACACAAAAUAUGUUUACAAGAACAAGCUACUGACCUCAGAACUGGGAGUGACUGAACAUGUAGAAGGAGAUCCCUGUAAAUUCGCUUUGUGGUCUGGACGAACACCAUCCUCAGACAAUAAAACAGUGCUGAAAGCGUCCAGUAUUGAAACAAAACAAGAAUGGAUCAAAAACAUCCGGGAAGUCAUUCAAGAAAGGAUUAUCCAUCUGAAAGGAGCUCUGAAAGAGCCAAUUCAGCUCCCCAAGACACCAGCAAAGCAGCGAAACAACAGUAGAAGAGAUGGAGUAGAUGACGCAGACAGCCAAGGAGAUGGCAGCAGUCAACCAGACACCAUUUCCAUUGCAUCCAGGACAUCACAGAAUACAGUGGACAGUGAUAAGCAUUUCGUCUACGGCAGAGACACAGGACAGUUGUCUGGAGGGUGUGAACUAACCGUGGUGCUCCAGGACUUCAUAGCAGGCCACAGCAGCGAGCUGAGCAUUCAGGUGGGGCAGACAGUGGAGCUGCUGGAGAGGCCGAGCGAAAGGCCAGGCUGGUGUUUAGUCCGGACCACGGAGCGGAGCCCACCGCAGGAGGGUCUGGUCCCCAGCAGCGCUCUCUGCAUUUCCCAUUCCCGCAGCAGCGUGGAGAUGGAUUGCUUCUUCCCUUCAGGAAAAGAGGCAUAUUCAGUUUCUUCCAAUGACAACGGGGGCAAGUCAGAUUCGGUGGCCAACCUACAGCCUCAGCCAUCCCUCAACUCCAUCCAGAGCUCUCCCGGCCCCAAGCGCUCGACCAACACACUGAAGAAAUGGCUGACCAGUCCUGUGCGCCGGCUGAACAGCGGCAAGGCUGAGAGCAACAUCAAGAAGCAAAAGAAGGUGCGAGACGGCAGGAAGAGCUUUGACCUCGGCUCACCGAAGACCGGAGAUGAAACCACUCCACAAGGAGACAGCGCCGAUGAGAAGAGCAAGAAGGGUUGGGGGGAAGAUGAGCCAGACGAAGAGUCUCAUACACCUCUUCCUCCUCCCAUGAAGAUUUUUGAUAAUGAUCCAACCCAAGAUGAGAUGACCCUUGAAGGAGGAUCUUACCGAGGAACCUUAAAAGAUGCCACUGGCUGCUUAAACGAAGGAAUGACGCCUUCAACUCCCCCAAGAAACCUUGAAGAGGAACAAAAAGCCAAAGCAAUGAGAGGCAGGAUGUUUGUCUUAAAUGAGCUGGUGCAGACCGAAAAAGACUACGUCAAAGACUUGGGAACUGUUGUGGAGGGCUUCAUGAAGCGAAUAGAAGAAAAAGGAGUUUCUGAAGAUAUGAAAGGGAAAGACAAGAUAGUAUUUGGCAAUAUUCACCAGAUCUAUGACUGGCACAAAGACUUUUUCCUGGCUGAACUGGAAAAAUGUCUUCAAGAGCAUGACCGUUUAGCACAGCUUUUUAUUAAGCAUGAGCGCCGAUUACACAUGUAUGUGGUGUAUUGCCAAAAUAAGCCACGAUCUGAAUACAUAGUAGCUGAGUAUGAGGCAUAUUUUGAGGAGGUUCAACAGGAAAUAAACCAACGACUAACCAUCAGUGAUUUCCUGAUCAAACCCAUUCAAAGAAUAACUAAAUAUCAGCUUCUUCUCAAGGACUUCCUGCGGUACAGUGAAAAAGCUGGGCUGGAGUGCUCGGAUAUAGAGAAAGCAGUUGAAUUAAUGUGCCUUGUACCGAAACGCUGCAAUGAUAUGAUGAACCUGGGUCGCCUCCAGGGCUUUGAGGGCAAGCUGACAGCUCAAGGCAAGCUGCUGCAGCAGGACACCUUCUAUGUGACUGAGCAGGAUUCCGGAGUUCAGUCCCGACCAAAGGAACGUAGGGUGUUUCUCUUUGAGCAAAUAGUUAUCUUCAGUGAACUGCUUAGGAAAGGAUCUUUAACACCAGGCUACAUGUUCAAGAAAAGCAUAAAGAUGAAUUACCUUAUCAUUGAAGAAAAUGUGGACAAUGAUCCUUGCAAGUUUGCCCUAAUGAGCCGGGAAACAUCAGAGAGAGUUAUUUUACAGGCAGCUAAUCCAGAAAUUCAGCAAGCUUGGGUACAGGACAUCAACCAGGUUCUGGACACACAAAGAGAUUUCCUAAAUGCGCUACAGUCUCCCAUAGAGUACCAACGCAAAGAAAGUAGCUCAGCAGUGCUGAGGCCCCAGACCGGUAGGGUCUCUCAGCCCAACAGCAGACCCUAUUCUUCUGUUCCAGUAGGGUCAGAGAAGCCUUUGAAGGCUACAAGCCGUAAUCCCUCUCUCCCACCCCUGAAGAUAUCUACCUCCAAUGGCAGCACAGGGUAUGAACAUUCACAGCCCGGAGACAAGUACGAUCAAAGCAAGACUGAUUUGGGAGGGUGCAAUGGGACCUCUUCCAUGGUGGUGAUUAAGGAUUACUAUGCACUGAAGGAGGAUGAGAUCUGUGUGAAUCAAGGAGAGGUGGUUCAGAUCCUUGCUAUCAACCAGCAGAACAUGUUCCUGGUGUACCAGCCUGCAAACGACCACUCUCCGGCUGCUGAAGGAUGGAUCCCUGGCAAUAUCUUGGCUCCCCUCACUAAAUCCACCACAGAUAGUAGCGACGGAAGCAUCAAGAAGUCAUGUUCAUGGCAUACCCUGCGCAUGAGAAAGCGGGCGGAAAAGGAGAGCAGUGGCAAAAAUGAAGCCAAUGGGCCACGUAAAUCCAAGGAUAUUCUGGGGAACAAAGUCUCUGUUAAAGAGACAAACAGCUCAGAGGAGUCAGAGUGUGAUGACCUUGACCCCAAUACUAGCAUGGAGAUAAUCAACCCCAAUUUCAUUCAAGAAGUGGCUCCAGAGUUUCUUGUGCCUUUAGUGGAUAUCACCUGCCUGCUCGGCGACACGGUGAUGCUGCAGUGCAAAGUCUGUGGACGUCCCAAACCAACUAUAACCUGGAAAGGACCAGAUCAAAACAUUCUUGACAAUGACAACAGCACGGCCACCUACACGGUGUCAUCCUGUGACUCCGGGGAGCUGACGCUGAAGAUCUGUAAUGUGAUGCCCCAGGACAGUGGCAUUUACACCUGCGUGGCGGCUAAUGAACAUGGGACGGCAUCGACUUCGGCCACAGUCAAAGUCCAAGGUGUCCCGGCUGCCCCAAAUCGCCCCAUUGCUCAGGAGAGAAGCUGCACCUCUGUGAUCCUUCGCUGGCUGCCCCCCUCCAGUACAGGCAAUUGCACUAUUUCAGGCUACACUGUGGAGUACAGAGAAGAAGGCUCGCAGGUCUGGCAGCAGUCGGUGGCCUCAACUCUGGACACCUACCUUGUCAUUGAAGACCUGUCCCCAGGCUGCCAGUACCAGUUUCGAGUGAGUGCCAGCAACCCCUGGGGGAUCAGCUUGCCCAGUGACCCAUCCGAAUUUGUGAGGCUCCCAGAGUAUGAUUCUGCUGCUGAUGGUGCCACUAUUUCGUGGAAGGAAAACUUUGACCUUGCAUAUGCAGAACUGCAUGAGAUUGGGAGGGGACGAUUCUCCAUAGUAAAGAAAUGUGUUCACAAAGCUACCAGGAAAGACGUUGCUGUAAAAUUCGUUAGUAAAAAAAUGAAAAAGAAAGAGCAAGCGGCACAUGAAGCAGCUCUGUUACAGCAUUUACAGCAUCCUCAGUACAUCACUAUCCAUGAUACCUACGAGUCUCCUACUUCUUACAUCCUAGUUUUGGAGCUGAUGGAUGACGGUCGUCUCUUAGAUUACCUAAUGAACCACGAUGAACUCAUGGAGGAAAAGGUAGCUUUCUACAUAAGAGACACAAUGGAAGCCUUGCAGUAUCUUCACAAUUGCCGAGUGGCUCAUUUAGACAUAAAGCCAGAAAAUCUGCUCAUUGAUUUAAGAAUCCCGGUACCUCGUGUCAAGAUCAUCGAUUUGGAAGAUGCAGUUCAAAUCACAGGUCAUUAUCAUGUCCACCACCUCCUUGGAAACCCAGAGUUCGCAGCUCCUGAAGUUAUCCAAGGCCUUCCUGUCUCCCUGAGCACGGACAUCUGGAGCAUCGGGGUCCUCACCUACGUCAUGUUGAGCGGUGUCUCUCCCUUCCUGGAUGAAAGCAAAGAGGAGACUUGUAUCAAUGUGUGCAGAGUAGAUUUCAGCUUCCCACCUGAGUACUUCUCUGACGUGAGCCAUGCCGCCAGGGAUUUCAUCAACGUUAUCCUCCAAGAAGACUUCAGGAGAAGGCCAACGGCAGCCACGUGUUUACAGCAUCCAUGGCUGCAACCACACAAUGGCAGCUAUUCCAAAAUCCCUCUGGAUACCUCCCGCUUGGCUUCCUUCAUUGAGCGCCGCAGACACCAGUACGACGUGCAUCCUGUCCCCAGCGUCAAGAGUUUCCUGAUGAGCAGGCUGAACCCAGGAACGUAAUGCCUGGCUCCCUGGGACAAGACACUGCUGGUGCUGAGGCACGGCACAGGGAGCGAGCAGGCACAAAGAUCUUCUGUACAUACUUCUGUAUUUGGCAUUGGCAUUUGAGGGGUACAGAUCUGUCUGGAGGCCACAGUCCUUGCCCAGUUACUGAGAACCAAAGCAAACAGGGUAACGGCGACAGGUACCUGCUCCGCUCCCUCGGCAGGCUCCUCCUGGAAGCAUCUCCACAGGGCUGCGGGCAGCAAACGCCAACUGGAAACAAAAGCCAAAACUGCAGUUGCCUUAAUCUUUGGGAGGCAGCCUUACGAGAAAUCCUCUUGAUCUUGCUGAACUGAUUUCAAAGCAUCUGAGAGAUUAGGAGUAGGAUAGCAUGUGGAGGAGUAAGUCUAGGCCGACCUUAGCGUGUGCUGCAGGUCUGCACUGAAUUCAGCUCUUGCUGAGGUCACUGCAAGCCUGCUCCAGGUUAACAGAUGGAUUUUGCACACCCUGUACACCCAGGUCUCCCAUGAUUUCAGUGGGGACUUUGCCUGCAUGGGACAUGCAAGAUCAGGUCUUGUUGGAUCAGCUUCUGUGGUGGCGUGGCUUAGGUACACUCUCGUUACAUGGUAGUGCUCAGAAUAAAAUUCUGUGUUAACCCUUGGGCUUUCUGCUUUGUCAAGUCAACAUGCAGUACCUUUUGGAGCUAUGAUUAAGGCAAUGAAUUCAUUGGAGCAUACAGCUGUUUCUGAUGAAGCACAAUGGGACUAUGAUGUGUUUUUUUUAAAGCAUUUUAUAUACACUGUAUAGAAAUCUUUUGCGAAACCUGUGCAUUGAAAAAAGGAUGUGUCCAAUUUUUGCAGUAUCUGUAAACAAUGAUUGACGAAGACAAUUUUUUCUAUCACAGGUUUUCAGUAUACAUAUAUUGUAUCAUAUAUAUAUAUAUAUAUAAAGGAUCCUGUUUCAUUUCUAGCUUCAGAAUUGCUUGGCCCAAAGUCCAUCUAAAGCCUUUCAAAGUGCAGUUGGUAAGUGGUGAGUCCAUCCUUGUGCUUACAGCUCAAAAAUAGUUUUCAGUGUUUAAAGUAUGUCCUUUGUUUCAUUUCCAAACUUGUAAAUAUCUCUCAGCUGCCGUUAGCACCUCAUCACCAAAGCAUUCGUAAGGAUAUUUUUAUGUCCAAAGCCUAGUUUGUAAUAAAAUAAAAAA
Messenger RNA from Cygnus atratus (black swan), 10196 nucleotides. It is a transcript of the gene KALRN, whose product is annotated as kalirin RhoGEF kinase. Gene Ontology annotation, molecular function: protein binding; ATP binding; protein kinase activity. Gene Ontology annotation, cellular component: postsynaptic density; cytoplasm. Gene Ontology annotation, biological process: axon guidance; intracellular signal transduction; protein phosphorylation. The transcript has 60 exons. Lineage: Eukaryota; Metazoa; Chordata; Aves; Anseriformes; Anatidae. The record is from RefSeq and is a predicted model, not a curated record. The coding region runs from base 158 to 9013 and encodes 2951 amino acids.